AUGACUAAGUUAACAAUACAUCGAUUAGCGGUAAUAUCAAUAUAUUUGUUGUCGAUUACGACAACUAUUUGCAACUGUCAGUCCUAUCCAACUAAGGGAGGUUCGGGCUCUGGAGCUUCGGGAGGUUAUUCAUCGGGAGGUGGCGGCUAUGGAAGCAAUGGUGGCGGCGGCGUCGGCAUUUCGAGUCCAGCAUCGGGAACCGUUCACAAGUUUACCGGCGGCUAUAUGGGUGGCGUCAUACCGGCGGCCAUCCAAACAAGUCAUCGAGUAGAGGUACGGCCCGUAGAUGUGGCGUCCGAACCCAUACAGCCGGCAACCAUACUGGUCGAUGCCGCUGCCAUACCCCUGAACAUACUGUUCCGGUCGGCUUCGAGUUCGCUGAAUGUUAUGCAACAGCAUACGGCCGGUCAGGUUGCCGAAGACCAAUACUCCAAAUCGGAGGACGAACCGCAUCGGCUCGUCCACGAAGUGUCCAAACCGAUCAUACAGGAAGUACGCGAAGUGAUUACACCGUACAGGAAUGUCAUACAAGAGAUACAGCCCGUCCAGGAAGAGAUCCAGACAAUUGUUGCCAGAGGUCAGCCCUUGUCCUCCUCCUCCACCACCACCACAACCAACACACAGACCAAGAGUACAGCCGUCGGUGACUCCGGUUAUGUCCAUCAGACACAACAACAGUCAUCAUUGUUUGGCGGCGGAACCACUUUUAGUGGAUCUUAUGGUACCAGUAGUAGUGGUGACCAUUCGUUUAGAGGUGGAUCUGGUGGUGGUUUGGGUGGCUAUAGUGGACAGUCAUAUACAAGUGGUUCGACUACUGGUGCUUCAAAUACUGGCUAUAAUAAUAAUAAUAAUAAUAAUGCAUUUAAAACAGGAUCUCAAUCUUCAAACAGUUUUACCUCAAAUUUUAAGCCAUUAUCAAACAUCAAUAAUAAUAAUAAUUACAAUAACCAGGGUCUAUCUGGAAGUAUUACCGGUUCCAGUUAUAUGCAUAAUAGCCAUAAUAAUAAUAAUAAUAAUAAUAAUAAUAAUGGUUUUACUAAAAGUAUCCAGGCUAAAGAGCCGUCUAGUCAUAAUAGUUUUACCAAUAAAAUGGGUAUACAAUCCAAUUGGUUGCCCAAUAGCCUGACUUCCCAACAACAACAACAAUCAUCAUACAAAUCGGGUGAUUCGGGUUCGCCAUACUUUACUAACAGUCCUAUCAGUCCUAUUCGCACAACAACAACACCGACAAUACCUACCAUUCCCUUAUCAAAACAGACACCACCACAACCAUCAAAAUCAUCCCAUAAUAAUCAACAUACAAAUAAUUGGUUAACAAAUUAUGACUCGUUUUCCAGUACAAGAACCGGCACCACCACUACCGCCAGCACUGGUAGUAAUCAUCAAAUCAAACCAAUUGGCAAUCGGUUUCCAUUGGCACCUGGAGUUCAGCUAAAUAAGGAAACAGUAGUACCAAAAAAAUUUACUAAUGAAAACAGUGUCACCUCCUCCUCAAUGGCCACCGUUUCCGAUGACAAUGAUUUUGAUGAUGAAGACGAUGACUGUUUCGCUAAUGAUGAUUGUGUCACCACUACUACUACUAGUACUACCACAACAACAACAACUGAUCCAUCAAUUAGUGACACAACAGAGACCACCGAUAGAUUGCAUGCGAUACAGAAAAAUCGGCAAAAGUUUAAGUUCGGCGCCAACUAUGGAUCAAAUUAUCGGAGAUCUUCGUCAUCAUCGGGAGUAAAGGGAGGACAACAACAACAACAACGAAAACGACAAAAAGAUGUACAAUCAAUUGUCGCAAUCAUUAUCAUCAUAUUGAACUAUAAUGGUGUAUAUUAUGGUAUAAGCUGUCAAUAUAUUAAUAGUAAUAUAGAUAAUAUUGUUGGACAACCAUCAAUUGGACAUCACCGCUAUACUGAUCCUAAUACUGGUGUAACCAAUAAUAAUAAUAAUAAUAAUAAUAAUGCUAUCAUCCAUAGAGACGACAAACCAUUAUCAUCACCAAUAAAACCUAUUGUAGUACCAGUUGGUACAUCCAGACACCAUCCUAUUGAUCGCCACAAUUUACCAUUGAAACUGAUAUUUGGUUCGCAUAUGAGUGCCGUAGAAGUUAUCGACAAACAAGACCAACGAUACGAUAGACUAGUAGAUCAAAGGUAUGCUCAUCGACAGGAAGAGCCAGAGAUCAGCUAUCAUAAAGUCGAGAGGCCUGUCCUCGAACAGGAUCUCUACCAAUCAAUGGAUAGUAGUAGUAGUAGUAGUGGUGGUGGUGGUGGUGAUACCGGUGCCGGUAGUGGUGAUAAUUAUCAUCAUCAGCAGCAACAACAACAACAACAGCAGCAGCACCGGGAGGACUGGUAUCCGGAUUAUACAAAUAGUGGUAACUAUGCUAACAAUGCCAAUAAUAAUAAUAAUAAUAAUUUACAAUACGAUGAUGAUUAUCUACUUUAUAGAGAUUAG
This is a messenger RNA of Oppia nitens, 2454 nucleotides long. RefSeq names its product CAR1 transcription factor-like. Lineage: Eukaryota; Metazoa; Arthropoda; Arachnida; Sarcoptiformes; Oppiidae. The transcript is spliced from 4 exons. Bases 1 to 2454 code for a protein of 817 amino acids. The record is from RefSeq and is a predicted model, not a curated record.